Molecule: messenger RNA, 5370 nt
Organism: Manis pentadactyla (Chinese pangolin)
Lineage: Eukaryota; Metazoa; Chordata; Mammalia; Pholidota; Manidae
Gene: MYRIP
Product: myosin VIIA and Rab interacting protein
Exons: 18
Coding region: 746-3331 (861 amino acids)
Biological process (GO): intracellular protein transport
Cellular component (GO): cortical actin cytoskeleton
Molecular function (GO): small GTPase binding; actin binding; myosin binding
Source: RefSeq, a predicted model, not a curated record
GUACUCCCUGAGUCUGGGUCAGGGCCAGUGCUAAUCAAGCAUAGGUACACAAAAUUAAAAUGGAGUGUAAGUAAAAAAGAAGCAAAACACAGACUUUCUUCCACUUUAACCAGUUGUUGGAUAAUAAAAUCCCUUUAAGAGAGGAAACCAGAUCUUUAGAGAAAUCAGCUCCUUUACCUUCCAAGUUCCCCAUUGAAAGGUUUUUUUGCUGCUGCGGACAGGUGAGCAAAGGAGCUAUGCAUUUCCACUGUGCAAAUGUACACGGAGAGGACAGCCUCAACCCCCGAGAGGAUCCCAGGGUUUCCGGCUAACCACUGCAGGCCACAACGCUCUAUUUCAGUGGAGGGAUUUCCGUCCUGCAGCUAAAACUGACCAUGUGUCUUUACCGCCGCGUUGCUGGUGCGGAGGCGGUGCGUCUUGGGAAGAUGCCGGCCCAGCGCCUGACGGACGGGGACGCGCAUUGAAGCCAGGCUGGGAGGGGAGCCUUUCAACCCCAGCCGUCUUCGCAGGACCCGGAGCCCACCGGCAGGAGCCGAGCGUUCCCCGCCCGCAGCAAUCUGCGGUCGCUAACCGGCUGUGCGGCAGCCGCAGGGACUCCGGGUGACCUGGGAGCACAGCCCUCCGCUGAGUGCCGACCCAGCCAGGGCGAGUUCAACGAACGAGCGUCACCAGCACAGUCUCGCUUCACCGGCUGUUUGGCCUUAAAUCAUGGGCAGGAAGCUGGACCUGUCUGGUCUGACCAACGAUGAGACAGAGCAUAUCCUCCGGGUGGUCCAGCGAGACUUCGAUCUUCGUCGGAAAGAGGAGGAGCGACUGGGAUGGUCAGUGCUGGUCAUCAUCUUCCAAUCCGGGCCCAGCUUUUCCUGGGAAUUCAUUCAUUCAUUCCUCAGUGUCCAGUGAAAUAAGGCGGAAGCUGGCGGAGGAGCAUGGCAGGAGCAGCACCCUGUCCAGGCACCGGGCGUUCGUGGAAGGCUGCUGCAUGCGCUGCUGCUCACCCUUCGCCUUCCUGGUCAACACCAAGCGCCAGUGCGGGGACUGCAGGUUCAGCGUCUGCAAGAGCUGCUGCUCCUUCCAGAGGCGCGAGAAGGCCUGGAUCUGCUGCGUCUGCCAGCAAGCCAGGCUUCUGAAGACCCAGUCUCUCGAAUGGUUCUACAAUAGCGUGAAGAGCCGCUUCAGGCACUUUGGCAGCGCCAAGGUCCUGAAGAACCUGUACCGGAAGCACCGGCUGGAGAGCGGCACGUGCGUCGACCUCCUAGGAGGAAGCUUUUUUGAGGCGAACCUGGAGAAUGAAGGAAGUAUUUCAGGCAGCGACUCAACAUUUCAUAGGCAGUUGGAAGGACACAGCAUGAUGGACACGCUGGCUGUCGCCCUGCGGGUGGCUGAAGAGGCCAUUGAGGAGGCGAUUUCCAAAGCAGAAGCCUAUGGGGACAGCCUGGACAAGCAGAAUGAGGCCAGUUACCUGCGGGACCACAAGGAGGAGCUGACCGAGGAGCUGGCCGCCGCCAUCCUGCAGAAGAUCAUAAGAAAACAGAAGAGCAGAAGUGAGCAGCCAAUGGAAGAGGAGCCACAGUGGCCACAGCCCAGCAGCUCAAAGGCAGCCGGUGGGGGGGCCAUGGCCUCUCCAGGCAGCCUCCCAGCCUCCACCUUCUGGCGGUCCAGGUCUGCGUUCUCACUCACCAGGGAAGAUGCCCUGAAGACCUCAUCCGUGGAGACUGCAUCGAGGCUGCUGAGGGGCCGGGGCCAGCAGCCGAGGGAGGAGCUGGCGCUGCCUGGCUGGAAGCUCGCGGACAGGCUGGACUUGGCCCCGGUUUUGCAGAGCCCCGACGGGAACUGGCUGGCCCUGAGGGGUGGCGUUCUGCUGGCCACACCCAAAAGCGGCACAUUUCAGGCCCUGGAGGCCGCCUCCAGCGCAGCAUCUGCCUACGAUGUGUUGGGCUCUGACAGUGAGGAGGACCUGGACUGGAGUGAGACCUCAACCGUGCUGUGCCCGCGGCCCCGAGGCCAGCCCAGGGACCCCCAGCCCUGGCUCAGGCAGGCCCAGGGCUCAGCCCAGGGCCCCUCAGCCUCCUCUGCCCCCUCUGGCCUUUCCCCCAGCCCCGAGGCCAUGUUUUCUGACUCAGAGACCUCCUCAGCAGAGUCUUCCCGGGAAGGGGGGGGCCAGGCUGGACCGUCCUGGUGGCAGAGGAAGACCCCUAGGGACCUGGCAGCUGAGAAGAUGUGCCUACAGGGAGAGCUGGACGUGAACUUCAACCCGCAGCCUGCCAGCAGGGAGACCUCAGAUAACAGCGACCCUGGCGAGGCGCCCCAUGCAGCAGACCAGCAGGCCAGGGUGGGGAGAAGGGCCCAAGUGGGUUCGGAGGAGCCAAGCAAGGAAUUAUGUUCCCCCAGCGCCCCUUCCCAGGAGCUGGAUGCACAUCAGGCGUGGGCUGACUUGUCAGAGAAUGAUGUCGUUAAUGAGGCUCUGCAGCCGGAGACCCACACAGUCACCACGGACAAGAAACUGAGAAACAGGUUGUAUGAGCUAGCGGCGCAAAUGAAUGAGAAGGACACUUCUUCAGGGGAGGACCAGGAAUCUGAGCCUAAGACAGAGCCUGAGAACCAGAAGGAAAAUCUGUUCUCUGAGGACAACAGCCAGAGUGUCCAGGAAGAGCUGCAGAAGAAGUAUUCUGCUGUUUCUCUCUGCAACAUCUCCACAGAAGUCCUGAAAGUCAUCAAUGCCACAGAGGAGCUGAUAGCAGAGUCGGCGGGGCCCUGGGAGUGCCCACCUGCCCCUCCCAACAGAGAGACGGGGACAUUUCCUCUUGGGACAGACCAAGUGAGACUGGAUGAGCAGCUGACCUCCCUGGAAGAAAAUGUGUACCUGGCAGCAGGCACUGUGUAUGGACUCGAAGGCCAGCUGAAUGAACUGGAGGAUGCCGCCCGCUGCAUCCACAGCGGCACUGAUGAGACUGAACUGGCCCAUCUGGAGGACCAGGUGGCCACAGCUGCAGCCCAGGUCCACCAGGCUGAGCUCCAGAUAUCUGAUAUAGAGAGCCGGAUUUCAGCCCUGACCAUUGCAGGAUUAAACAUAGCUCCAUGUGUGCGCCUCACCAGAAAACGAGAUCAGAAGCAAAGGAACCAGGUACAAACCAUAGACACAUCAAGGCAGCAGAGGAGGAAACUGCCGGCUCCGCCUGGGAAAGCUGAAAAAACGGAGGCAUCUUCAGUGACCAUUAAAACAUUUAACAGCAACUUCAUUCUCCAAGGCUCCUCGAUAGACAGGACUGUAGAGUGGAAAAGCUCCAGCAAGGACUCGCCGGAGCCUGCCCAGGAGUCGGCUGCCAUGUAUUAGCGCCAUGGAACCCCACUGCCAGUGACCCACUGCCGCCAGCCGUACCCAACAGUGCCUUGACCCACAGCCACCAAAGCCUGCACGGAUUUCCACCUGAGGAGAGAGCCUGGGAGGCUCAGCGCCACUGCCCACUGCAAGGGCUGCCCGAUACCUAGGCCCAGUGCCCUCCCAGAGCCAGCACGGCACUGGCGUCCACUCUCUGCCUUAGGCCCCCAGGGAAUCCAAGAUGCUGGCAGCCAACAGCAGAGCUCCACCUUUUCCCAGGUUGUUUUGCUGCUGUGUGUUGUCUUAGUUGUUUUUUUUUUUUAAUCCCUUGGUUCAACUAGAAUCACAUGUCAAGUAUUUCUCCAAAGGAAAAUGGCUGGGGUGGGGGCGUGGAGGGGAGGAAGAUGGGUAUUAUCAUUUCAUCUGUCACCAGUUCUCGUUAGUCUCUCACAAGCACCUUUGUCCUACCAAUGCUAAGGGGAAGUGAAGAUGCCCCUGUAUGCACAAGCAACUGUCUACUUUGGGGAACACUCACCCAUCCAGGAUGCGGGUCUCCCUUCAGCCACCUCCUACCUGCUAGACUGCCUGCAGCCCUCCCUGCCAUUCCCAUGGCUUGCGGUCAAGCCAGAAUAGAAGCUCUGAUGUACCCGUGCCCUGCCCAGGUCCUCCUGCAACAACAUCCCCUUGAGGACAUGCACUUCUUCCCUGGACUUACUGAGGUUCCCCACUCUGAAGGGGAGGGGGCUUGACUUAACUUCGGGGCCCUGUCCAGAAUCAACAUGAUGCGGCCCAGCAAUGGCCACAGAUGAGAGUCAGGUAAGUGGGUUCCUUACCUAAAUGAACUUCAACCAUGUCAGAAAAUGUCCUCCAAAAUUUAUUUCCCAAUAAAUAUUCAGCAAAAGUAGUAAAAUGAAAUGACUUAAAGAUAAAAAUUGUUAAGGAACAGCCUUAGAAAACAUACAGGUAUGAAGAAAACAAGAACAAACUAAAUUUAAUGGGCACAAACAUCCACAUGAACUGCACAUUUGUGGUCUCAAAUGUAUGAUGGCCCAGAGUGUGUUUAAGCACAUGGAAUUGAAUUUCACUUAACUGAACAUUAACAGCCUUUUAAAAUUUGCCUCUGAUAUAUUCUAAAUCUAAGAAAACAGAAAGCAGGAGGCAGGGAAACAGCAUGACCAAUGUUUACUCAGUGACUAUGUGGAAGGAGGCAAUACUCUCCUCAUUUCAGUCCUAUAGCAACCCUAUUCAGUAGGUAUGCCCACUUUGCAGAUUUGGAAACUGAGGGCCAAAGAGAUUACUUUUCCCAAGUCACACCUUUAAGCUAAGUAUAAUUGGGAUGCCUCCCAAAAGCCUCACUCUGUUUCCAACUCUGCAUUCUUGCUGCUGUGCACCUGACUGGACCUGAUGUUCUGCUGAAAUGUGUGUGAUGACCCACUCUUGAUGGGGGUCUACCUACCUUCCAAUAAUACUCCUUGCCAAUGCUGUGUAUGUGGUAAACAGAAAUGACUCCUUUGAAAUAAGCUACAUCUUUGGAUUUUUGUUCUGUUGGUGUGAUUCAAAGAAAACAUACAAAAUUUAAAAACACUAUGAAAAAAAAGGUCUGAGCUCCAAAUAGAACUCAGACCUUUUUUCUUUAAGAGGCAUGAAAAGCAACUAUUGUGUCACGGUGUUAAAAUAUUUCAAUUUUCUUUGACAAAAAUGUGUACUGUGUAAGCCUUGUGGAAAAAAAAAGCAGCUGCCUGCUCUAUGGCAUUUGAAAUUUUAUAAAGGGUUCCUUGUGCCAAAUAAGUGCAAGUAUUUAAUUUACUAUUAGAAACCAUAAGCAUAUGUUAUAGUUCCAGAAGAAUUAUUUUGUCAUCAAGUGAUUUUGAUCUUCAGUGUCAAUAUUUAUAUUCAGAUUAAUUUUUAUAAAUGAAAAUAUUUUAAUGAUCUAAGAAAAUGCAAAGAGGCCCAUGUCUUGAUGAUUUCUGAAAUGCUUGCCUUCAUGUGACAUGCACAUUGCCAAGACUUACUGUCAAAAGACAUGAUUAAGAAGUAAAAGUCAUUUAUGAAAA